GCAGUCCUUGCGACCAUCUCACACUUUCCUUCCUAAUAUCCUAGUCGUGAUGCACCGCAUCGCCCUCAGAAACACUGUACGCGCUGCAGUGGUCGCGGCUGCCCCCAAAGCUGCACUCCGCGCUACUCCUGCUGCUUCUCGCUCCUACGCCACUGCGAAGGCUGCUGCGUCUGAGGUGUCCUCCAUUCUCGAGUCGCGGAUAGCUGGUACUGCCGUGGGUGCGAAUGUUGAGGAAACCGGCCGUGUCUUGAGCGUCGGUGACGGUAUUGCACGUGUCUGGGGCCUCAGGAAUGUCCAGGCCGAAGAGAUGGUUGAGUUCGCUUCUGGCGUCCGUGGCAUGUGCUUGAACUUAGAGGCGGACAACGUUGGUGUCUCCAUCUUCGGUAACGAUCGUGACAUCAAGGAAGGCGAUACUGUCAAGCGUACCGGUCAAAUUGUUGAUGUCCCCGUUGGUCCUGAGCUCCUUGGCCGUGUUGUCGACGCCCUCGGUAACCCCAUCGAUGGCAAAGGCCCCAUCAAGACCUCUGAGCGUCGCCGUGCUGCUCUCAAGGCUCCCGGUAUUCUUCCCCGUCGUUCCGUCAACCAGCCCAUGAUGACGGGUAUCAAGCCCAUCGACGCUAUGGUUCCCAUUGGUCGCGGCCAGCGUGAGCUUAUCAUUGGUGACCGUCAGACUGGCAAAACCGCUGUCGCCAUUGACACCAUCCUCAACCAGAAGCGUUGGAAUGAUGGCAAGGACGAGACCAAGAAGCUCUACUGUGUCUACGUCGCCGUCGGCCAAAAGCGCUCUACUGUCGCUCAGCUUGUCCAGACCCUCGAAGAGAACGAUGCUAUGAAGUACUCUAUCAUCGUUGCUGCCACCGCCUCCGAGGCUGCUCCUCUUCAGUACCUUGCACCUUUCUCGGGCUGCGCCAUGGGCGAGUGGUUCCGUGAUAAUGGCAAGCAUGCUCUAAUUAUCUACGACGAUUUGUCCAAGCAAGCCGUCGCUUACCGUCAGAUGUCUCUCCUGCUUCGUCGUCCCCCGGGCCGUGAGGCUUACCCCGGUGAUGUCUUCUACCUCCAUUCUCGUCUCCUUGAGCGUGCUGCGAAGAUGAACGAUAAGUUCGGCGGAGGAUCCCUCACUGCCCUGCCCAUCAUUGAGACCCAGGGCGGUGAUGUCUCUGCUUACAUUCCCACUAACGUCAUUUCUAUCACCGACGGCCAGAUAUUCUUGGAGGCUGAGCUCUUCUUCCGUGGUGUCCGUCCCGCCAUUAACGUUGGUCUUUCCGUCUCGCGUGUCGGUUCCGCUGCCCAAACCAAGAUUAUGAAGAAGUUUGCUGGUUCGCUCAAGCUCUACCUCGCUCAAUACCGUGAGGUCGCCGCCUUCGCCCAGUUCGGUUCCGACUUGGAUGCGUCGACUCGCUUCCUCCUUUCUCGUGGUGCCCGUCUCACUGAGCUCCUUAAGCAGGGUCAGUACCAGCCACUCGCCAUGGAGAUCCAGGUCCCCAUCAUCUACGCUGGUGUCAACGGUCUCCUCGACCCUAUCCCCGUCGAUCAAAUCACCAAGUGGGAGGCUGAGUUCCGUGAGCACCUCUCCGCCACCCAGGGUGCCCUCCUCUCCGAGAUCGCCCAAGGCAACAUCACUCCUGAGCUCGAGGCCAAGAUCAAGAAGAUUGUUGAGGAGCACGUCGGCGCCUUCACUUCAUCGUAGAUGACAGAAUUGUUCGACUUAGAUUCUGCUACACGGCAUCCAAAAAUCUCAUGCUUAGCUAGUCUACGUGCUAUCCCUUCAAGAUGAGAUGACUUGGACAGUUUUAUUUGUUUCAUGCACGCUGCCAAGCAGAGUGGGGCGCUAUUGUUGAAUUGCCCCGUGGAGAGGAAAAGUGGAAGUGCGGAUCGUACACUCAACGUCAUGACAGGGUAAAUCCAAGGAAUUUAAUUGCACGUGCCGUCAGUGUUUCCCUGGCUCGUCGUCUUCCGAGUCGGAGCCGCUCUCAAAUACGUAGCUGUCCUCGUCGAAGUCUUCAUCGUCAUCAUCCUGUCCCUCGUCCAUACGCUGCUUGAGCAUCUCGAGCAGCUCAUGGCACUCGUUGAGGUGCGCCAUGACGAUACCCUGGCCCUCCGGUAUCGAGCCAUCAACACCGACGAACUUACCAUCCUUGCGCAUGGAGUCGAUUUGAUGCAGUGCGAGUUGGUAAGGGUAAAGGUCGCGCGGGCUGAAUGGUCCACCAUACUUAAGCACUUCGUUCAAGCACUUCUUCACUGUGGAAAGCUUGUUUGCUAUUGGCAUCAGCUCCUCUGAGACUGGCUCACUGGACGAAAGCAGUCGGUAGAUGAGACCGUAGCAUCUUCUCAGAAGGUAGAGCAGAACAUAUUGUCCUACUGGAGUAUGCCCCUCCGCGUCCGUAAACUUGCCGUCCACCCGCAUUUUGUCGAUCUCUUGCAGACUUAGGCUGUAAUUCCACAGGUCGGUCUCCCGCAGACUCCACCGGUGGGUCAUGACUAGGCUUUCGAGUUCUUUCCGUAUCUCGGUGAGGCGGUCGUAGAUUGGUUUGAGCGAUGACGAGACGUUCUUCGACUCGUCCAGCGCUCGAAUCUCUUGCACUAUUUCAAAACAUUCUUCCAACAGGGAGGAACAAAUAGCCUGCGAAGGAGGAAACGUCCCUCCCGGACCCAUGAAUUUGCCGUCCACACGUUUUGAAUCGAUCUUUCGUAACUCCUCAGUUAUAGGCUUCAGUUCCGCCUUCACUUUCAGCGUAGGCACAGGCUCAGGGUUGGGCAUGUCCUUCGUCGGGGUCUUAGACUCCACCUCGGACUCGAGCGACUCAUCCUCUGGGGGCUGCGCCUGCGCAAGUGCUCGCGGCUUGAUGGCUGGGCCCCUGGCGGCCGCCUCCGCGGCAGUCCGCGCAGCGGCCGAAGCCUGACUGGCAGUCUCCUUGGCGGCGAGUGCGACCAGCUGCCGUCGGAUGUUGACGAGGCGUUCAUGUAUGGGGAAUCAGCUCGGGCGAAAGCACCGACAGGGAGUCCUGCAGGCUCCGCAAAACAUUGUCACAUUCGUUGAGCUGCCGCUCAAGUAGUGUCGUCAUCGACAUAGGAUGUUUUCCGCUAUCCGCAUCCUGCUGGACGAUCUGCCGAAGUUCCGCUAUUCGGCGGUGAAAUGGUGCAAGGUCCGCCUCGUUGUAGAUGCCGGACUCGUUCAUAUGGUCGAGAAUUUGCCGCAUGCUGGCAAUCUGGCUAUAGGUAGCCGGGCAUUCCCUCGUCUUGCCUAUCGUAAGGUAGAAGAGGGACAGAAGAUUGAACACGUCUGCAAGGGUGGUGUCCAGUCGGUUGUUGUAGAUCGUACGGUCGUCGCGCACUUCGUUCAGACGCGUCACUUGCUUGACGAUCUGCUGGUAUAGGUUGUUGACGUCUGACGCCUUGAUGUAUUCACCUCGAUUCUUCUUGAGAGCAGUAAGACGGUUGCGGAUAUUUAUGAUAGCCUCCAAUAUAGGCAGCUCCUCCUGAGCCACCGGUGCGGCCAUCCUGAGUUAUCAGGGCGACGUAAUGCGGGAUCAACGGCGGAUCUAAUGACCAGUGAUGAUAGCUGGCUAUUUGCGAUGCUCUGCGUGAUUCUGGAGGCAGAGGCUGGUUGCUGGGAGUGAAA
This is a messenger RNA of Phanerochaete carnosa HHB-10118-sp, 3619 nucleotides long. RefSeq lists its product as uncharacterized. Gene Ontology annotation, biological process: proton motive force-driven ATP synthesis; proton transmembrane transport. The record is from RefSeq and is a predicted model, not a curated record. The transcript has 20 exons. Gene Ontology annotation, molecular function: ADP binding; ATP binding; proton-transporting ATP synthase activity, rotational mechanism. Bases 50 to 1687 code for a protein of 545 amino acids. NCBI's taxonomy places the organism in Eukaryota, Fungi, Basidiomycota, Agaricomycetes, Polyporales, Phanerochaetaceae.